Molecule: messenger RNA, 377 nt
Organism: Eimeria maxima
Lineage: Eukaryota; Apicomplexa; Conoidasida; Eucoccidiorida; Eimeriidae
Exons: 4
Source: RefSeq, a predicted model, not a curated record
ACUCGCAGGAGGACGGCGUCGCGGAGCUGCCUAUGGCUUUUCAAUCGUGUGCUGUCUUGCGCAGCAAGUAUGCAUUCAAGCAGUUUCGUGGAGCCAUCAUGAUCAUGCGUCCCAUUCCGUUUCAGGCCUUCCGAUGGCCAUCUCCCGUAGGCUUCCUUCCACCUUCGUUACAGUCGAUCCUGGCCAUCUCGCGUAGGCUUCUUUCCAUUUUGGUCACAGUUGAUCCUGGUACAGAGUACAGCUUGGUGCCAGUAAAGGAGGCGAAACUUGUUGUGCAUGUAUAUUUGCCUGAUCUCGCUACAUUCGGUGCUUUUGUAGGGUUGGACGCGUUGAAUGCUCAAUGCGGUUGGACGGAAGAGAGAAUAUCGUGCAGGUAA